Molecule: messenger RNA, 1161 nt
Organism: Daucus carota subsp. sativus
Lineage: Eukaryota; Viridiplantae; Streptophyta; Magnoliopsida; Apiales; Apiaceae
Exons: 1
Coding region: 1-1161 (386 amino acids)
Biological process (GO): regulation of DNA-templated transcription
Molecular function (GO): double-stranded DNA binding
Source: RefSeq, a predicted model, not a curated record
AUGCUUGCUUACUGUCACAAACCAAGAAUCUCAUUUCUCAAAACCAUUAAAAACCAUCUCACACUUUUUCAGUUCAACACAUCAAGAACCCUUGCAGUUUUAUCAACAGCAGAUGAUAAAACCCCCAAAAAUGAACCAAAAUACCAUGACUUUACUGUCAAUUACCUCAAAAAAACACUUGGGUUGUCCCCAGAAAUUGCUAAUUCAACUUCUUUGAAGGUAAAGCUUGGAUCUUUACAUGGGCCAGACUCAGUUGUGGCCCUCCUCAGAGCCCAUGGAUUUGAUAGUACCCAACUUUCAAGAAUCAUCACCAGAGUGCCCAAAUUGUUGGUGGUUAAUGCUGAUGAAAUUAUGGAGCCAAAGCUCAAAUUUUUUGCAUCUGUUGGUAUUACAAAUGAGGUACUUGCAUCAAACCCUAAUUUGUUAGAGCAUAGUUUAGAUAAUAAGUUGAUCCCAUCUUAUGAUUUUUUCAAGAGUAUGAUGCUUUCGGAGAAACAGAUUGGUAGUAUUUCGAGAUAUUUUUCGUGGGCUUCUGCAUCGAAGUUGCAACAUUGUGUCGCCCCUAAUGUUAAAUUACUGAAAGAAAUUGGAGUUAGUCAGAAACAUAUAUCCUUCCUCAUAUGUAGAAAUUCUAGGAUAGUCGGCUUAGGGACUCAUAAGUUCAAGGAACUUGUGGACGAGGUUGUGGCGUUAAAAUUUGAUCCAUCGAAGGGGGUUUUUGUUCGUGCAUUGGCUAUAAUGUUUGCGAGGACUAAAUUGGUGUGGGAACAAAAGGUUGAGAUUUAUAAGAGGUGGGGUUGGUCUGAGCAAGACGUGUUAUCAGCAUUUAGAUUGGAUCCACAUUGUAUGAGUAAAUCCGAGAAGAAAAUCAUGAGUGUGAUGGAUUUUCUUGUUAAUAAGAUGGGAUUUCAGUCUACUGCAAUUGCUAGAAGUCCAGUGGUGUUAUCUUUGUCAUUAGAACUGAGAAUAAUUCCGAGGUGUUCAGUAUUUAGUGUUUUGCGGAUGAAAGGUUUGAUAAGUGAGGAUUUAAGUUCAUUUGCGUUCACGUUUUUGGUUCUUACAGAUAAUGAAUUUGUCGAUAAGUUUAUUACCAAGUACCAAGAACAACUUCCUCAGUUAUUGUCUGUCUAUAAAGGUAAACAUGAAAUCCUGAACUUGUGA